Molecule: messenger RNA, 1585 nt
Organism: Acanthochromis polyacanthus (spiny chromis)
Lineage: Eukaryota; Metazoa; Chordata; Actinopteri; Pomacentridae
Gene: mis12
Product: MIS12 kinetochore complex component
Exons: 2
Coding region: 70-759 (229 amino acids)
Biological process (GO): mitotic sister chromatid segregation; kinetochore assembly; mitotic cell cycle
Cellular component (GO): chromosome, centromeric region; nucleus
Source: RefSeq, a predicted model, not a curated record
AGUAGGGGGCUGUGAUGUUUGACUCGCGAAAACGUCGAAGAAGAAGAAGAAGAACGUCACAGAUUCAACAUGGCGCGGGAAACCCGGGAAGAGGAGGAGAUGGAUGUCGUUAGAGAAGUCGAAGAAGAAGCGGACCAGCUCCCUCCGUCGUCCUUAAAACUCUACGAGACGCAGUUUUUCGGCUUCACCCCUCAGACCUGCAUGCUGCGGGUCUACAGCGCCUUCCAGGACUGUCUGUACGACAUCCUGCCCGUCGUGGAGAAGGUCUGCGUGCGGCAGCUGAGUAAAGGCGAGGCGGACGAGGAGCUGCUCCAGUCCCGGGCCAGAGAGUGCAGCCGCAAACUGCAGCAGUUCCUGGAGAAGCGCUUCAAGCUGCUGUCGGAGCGGAUAGAGGCGCUGCUGGUGAACCGUUGCCUCACUGUGCCGCCAAACGUCCUGCUGCCCGAGGACCAGUCACACUGCAACAACCCACAGGCCGAACAGGAGGUGCUGAGCCUUGAGUCGUCUCUGGCAGAUCUCCAGAGAGCCUACGAAGCAGAAGUUUGUGCCCGACAGGCCCUGCUAGCUGAGCUGGAGGAGCAGAAGGAGGUGCAGAAGCAGCUGGACGGGAUCCUGUCGUGGAUCAGAGAGCUCCAGGCAGCCUGGGUGAAAGAAGGCAACGGCAACUUCCAUGAAAGCUUCAGACUGGUGAUGGAGUCCAUCACGAAACUGCAGGAGGCCAUGAGGGAGGUCCUGGUCUGCAGCAGAACACCUCACUGAACUCAGCUAAGCACACAUUCCUCCAGACUGUUUCUAAUCUCCUCUGUGUUUACUCUGUCUGGAAGAGACGAGAGAAUGUAGAAAACAGACUUGGCCAACAUAUUUUCACCCGCUGAAUGAUCAGCAGUGUUCAAACCCGCCUUUUCUUCUUAUCUGGAAAUGAUAAAUCGCCAGUCAGCUGAUGCCUCAAGGUCAAACGAAGGACGUCUUAGAUAUUUAACUAAGCGAACAAAGGGGUCAUGUGAGGUGGGGUGCAAAUUUUUGGCUGCUACUGGUCAUGAAUACAGCAAUAUUGUUCAUUUCCUGUGGGAAAAAAAAGAGUAAAACUAAUGUAGGAACAUGCAGUUUGAUGGAUUUUUAGAUAUUGUAUUAAGUUUCCGAAACAGACGUAUUUCCCCUUGGAAAAAAGCAGCAGCUACAUCAGUCAUUAUAAGCAGGUUUACCUUUCCAUUAAUUUGACUUUGCCAGAUGUAGGAUCAUUUCGGUCAGCUUUUCCCUUCCUUGUGCUCUCUGUCUGGAGACAACCACAACCUCCUAGCAGCAACCUGCCACACCGGAAGUUUCAAAUGUUGUAGAGGAUUUGAUCGUGCAGUAAAGCUGCCCUGCUAGAGUAUUAAAGUUGCAUCUUAGGACUGUGAUUGGUUCAAAGAAAUACAAACAAGCCAGAGUGCUUUUUAUCCCCCUAUAGCAGAAUGAUAAUGAAGCACUGCCAGGCGACUUGACCAGACCAUUUUGUUGAAUGGUCGCUGCCUUUCCACAGAUGUGUGAUGUAAAACGCAAAGCGAACUGAGGUAAUUCUGAGUCAAUUAAAUUGAUUUAUUUCUCA